AGAGAGAAAAAGAAGCGGGGCGAAAAAAAGUCGACUUACCUGUAGCCCAACUUCUGGCAACUCGCUCAGUCUAUUACCUGCUCCGACCUGAAAGUCCAGUUUCACAAGGAAAGAUCGCAGAGGAAGCAAAAUAUGUCACAGGAGACAGACAAGUAAGUGAUCGAGGCUGCGGAGAGGAUCUUUGGCGAUUCCAACUUGAAGGGAAACAUCUCUUUUUCUUCUUCUCUCUCUUCAGUAAACGUCUGGUGGUGGUGGUCCCCAACGAGAGCUCCUUCCCCGCGGUGCGUCGGGCCUACACCAGCGAGGACGAGGCAUGGCGGUCGUACCUGGAGAACCCGCUGACCGCCGCCACCAAGGCCAUGAUGAGCAUCAACGGGGACGAGGACAGCGCCAACGCCCUGGGCCUCCUCUAUGACUACUACAAGGUGCCUAAAGAAAAGAGGCUCCUGCCAGUUCCCAAAGUUGUUGAAAUGACAGAGGAGCAGGACAAGAGGUCGACGUUGCAGAGCAACCCCGGCGAGGUGGAGACGGUGGACAAUCGCGUUCAGGUCCUCAAAUCUGUCCCCGUCAACCUGUCGCUGAGCACAGAGCAGCAGGAGACCAAGCGGGAGCAGUUCAGCAGCUCCACGGGGGCCGGCGCGGUGAAGGCCGAGGUGUACACGUCCGUGUUCACGGCGCCGGGGCCGGGGCUUCACUACAGGGGGGAAGCAGAGGAGUCGGCGAGGGUGAUCUACGAACAGAGUCCGUAUGAGGUGACCACCGUCAGCCACAGCUCGUAUGGGAAAGGGGACCAGCAGAGUCCGCCUGACAGCCCGUACCAGGAGGAGAGAAAUGGGAAGUACCACACACCUUCCUCUCUGGCCACAGACGACUUCUUAUUUCAUCAGGAGAGAGUUGACAGCUUCCGGUACACGCUGGACGCCACUCGUUCGCUGCGUCAGAAGCAGGGCGAGGGCCCGAUGACCUACCUGAACAAAGGCCAGUUCUAUGCCGUGACACUCAACGAGCUCAGCGCCAACAACCGUCUCCGUCACCCCACCAGCAAAGUGCGGAGCGUGAUCAUGGUGGUGUUCAGUGAGGAUAAGAAUCGAGAUGAGCAGCUUAAAUACUGGAAGUACUGGCACUCGCGGCAGCACACGGCCAAACAGAGAGUCCUGGACAUCGCCGAUUACAAGGAGAGCUUCAACACAAUUGGAAACAUCGAAGAAAUCGCCUACAAUGCCAUCUCCUUCACCUGGGAUGUGAACGAAGAGGCCAAGAUUUUCAUCACAGUCAACUGUCUGAGUACGGACUUCUCCUCUCAGAAAGGGGUCAAGGGUCUUCCUCUGAUGAUCCAGAUCGACACGUACAGCUACAACAACCGCAGCAACAAGCCGCUGCACCGGGCGUACUCGCAGAUCAAGGUCUUCUGUGACAAGGGAGCAGAGAGGAAGAUAAGGGACGAGGAGAGAAAACUGUUCCGCAAGAAGUCAAAAGGGAAGGAUGGAGGUGUGGGUGUGAUAUCUGCGCCCAAAAAGUCCGACGCCACCUAUUUCAAGACCAUGACGGACCUGGAGUCUCAGCCCGUGCUCUUCAUCCCUGAUGUUCACUUUGGCAACCUGCAGAGGGCCGGACAGGUGUUUACCUUCAACACGGAGGAGAUUGAGAGAGAAGGGGGCGUGCUGGUGAAGAGGAUGUUCAGGCCGUCGGAUGAAGAUCUGUGUCCGUCCCCUCACAAACAGAUCAAAGAGGAGACGCACAAGAGAGUGCUGUUGUACGUGAGGAAGGAGACUGACGAGGUGUUUGACGCGCUGAUGCUGAAGUCUCCCACGCUCCGAGGCCUGAUGGAUGCUAUAUCAGAGAAAUACGGCGUGCCCACGGAGAGGAUAACCAAAGUGUAUAAGAAAAGUAAAAAAGGGAUCCUGGUGAACAUGGACGACAACAUCAUCGAGCACUACUCCAACGAAGACACCUUCAUCCUCAACAUCGAGAGCCACACGGACACCUACAAGGUCACGCUGACGGAGAUCUGACGGCCUCGUCGGCAAACCCCGGGAUGGGCGGCGGGGACGAGACAAAAAAAAGAGACGCUGUGACUGGUUGGUGGGCUGGAAUCUACGAGGCUGCUAUUGACUGGCUUGAUAAGCUGACUGACACCGGAGACAGUCGGUUCGCGUCGGUCUGAAACGCACCGGAUCCUUCUCCGGCACUGUUACACAAAGAAGCAAGUCGUAUUUUCAGUGCAGGAGGACAAUGGUGUAGAUUUUUUUUAAAAGGACAUUAUAGAGUUUCAUAUUCACUGGUUAUAUGUACGUCCUCAUUGUACUCCUCCUCUGUGUUGUAAGGUGAAACAACCAACCCAUGUCCUCCAUUUUUUUCCUAAAUGUUUUAUUGUAUAUAAGAAUUUGUAUGUUUAUUCUCAUUCUGUACAGUGUGUUUUUGCGAUUUUUGCCAAACAACACAUCAGGAGCAGCCUCACGAUGAUGUACUGUAUGUAGCCACAGCUCGAAAUAGUCGGCCCUAAGUAAAUUAGCAGCCUCUUUGCAUGCCGGCCUUUGCUUUUGUUAAAUGUAUUAUUAUUUAUUAAUGCUUUUGAUGAAAACCUUUGCAUUUCCUUGACGAGUUUUCCCGAGAAUUUCAAGUACUUUUUCAUUUCAGUGACUUUUCUCUCGAAGUCACCCUCAGACGAGAUACUCAAUGAGAUGGUAAAUGGUGUAUCUCUAUUUUCCAGCCAAGUUGUAAAGAUUUAUGUUAACUAAUAGCCAAAGUUUUUGUUUGUAGGGCUUUAAAAUGACAUUGUAAUGGGUCAAAAAAAAAGGAACGCGGUAGACAAACUCUGAGGGUUGACACAUGGCACUUGCGUCUGUCCCAUGUGCUUGGCUGUGUUGAAUAAUGAAUAAAGAUAUAAUUAAUGUCA
Molecule: messenger RNA, 2896 nt
Organism: Scophthalmus maximus (turbot)
Lineage: Eukaryota; Metazoa; Chordata; Actinopteri; Pleuronectiformes; Scophthalmidae
Gene: grhl2b
Product: grainyhead-like transcription factor 2b
Exons: 16
Coding region: 360-2012 (550 amino acids)
Biological process (GO): brain development; regulation of transcription by RNA polymerase II; neural tube development
Cellular component (GO): nucleus
Molecular function (GO): RNA polymerase II cis-regulatory region sequence-specific DNA binding; DNA-binding transcription activator activity, RNA polymerase II-specific
Source: RefSeq, a predicted model, not a curated record